UUGAAAUCCGACACUGCGGAAAUAUUAGUAAUCACAACAGCAGCGGUUAGAACCAGAAGUGCUUUCCGUCAACACAAAGACGCUUUUAAAAGUCGAAUCAUCCAUUUGGGAAAAAGAGGGUAAAGUGGAUGUGUUACGUAUGGAAACGUCACUGAAACCCGUACAGACUAAAGAUUUCAAAAACAAAGACAAGUUGGUGAAAUGUACAGUCAUUGGAGACAGCGGGGUGGGUAAAACCUGUCUGUUGUUAACAUACGUCACCAGGAAAUACCCAAACUGCGUUCCAGCUUCCUUCGAGUGGCAUUUAGCUGGUUCAGAUUGGCGAUGCGGUACAUACCCAAGUGUUCAAGUGGAUGGCAUUAAAUAUAACUUGGAUUUUUCAGACACUUUGGGAAUGGACGAAUACAAACCAUUACGAGUUAUCGCCUACACCACGACUGACGUGUUUGUGAUCUGUUACGACAUCUCUAACCGCGAAUCGCUGACCAAUGCCACUGGGAAGUGGAUACUGGAGAUCAAACAGAGUGGAAUACACGCGCCGAUUAUCUUGGUUGGAACGAAGCUUGAUCUGAGGUCAAAUUACUCGGUGGCAGAGAGUCCGGGAGAUCAAACCAGAAGUCUGGAGGAUCAAAACAGUCUGGUACAACACAAAGAAGGACUUGAGGCGGCCAAACGCAUCCGAGCAGCAGACUAUAUCGAAUGUUCUGCUUUAACCAAUGAUGGGGUGACGUCCGUGUUUCUUACAGCUGCCCAUGCUGCUUUACACAAAAUAUCUCACAAGGAAACAUCAAAGAAACAAGGUUGCCACUGUGUUGUUCUUUAAGGAUGUUGGAUCCUGGAUAUUUGAUCCAUGCAACACUUAUGUAUUGGCACAGUUGCAUUUGAAAAUGUACACUCGGGGAAAAGAUGGUAGCAAUAUAAUACAGUCCAUUUGAUAAUCACGUUGUCAAAAUCUGCCCCCCCCCCCCCCCCCCCCCCCCACCACCGCAUAUAUUAUUACAAAGCAAGCUGCAUGGAGUAUAGUGCAACCAUAUUCAAAAUGUGAAUAUUAUUAAUACACGAUGUAUGAUUCUCUAACCUUUGAAUAAAACACUAAUUGCAUUGUAUAAUAAUCAGGAAUGUACGCAAUAAAUAGUUAGUUUGGGAUCUGAACAGUGAAAAUGGGUUAUUAAAUGUUUUUUAGAAGAUAGAAAUGAUUCUAUCAUUUUGUUUAACAACACAAUUUCAUUUCAAUGACAUUACAAGUUCAAAGUUUGCAUUGUUCUGGGUAGCGCGUUGUUCUUUUGUUGUGCGUGUGUUGAAGAUUUUAAAAUAAAUGUUAUUUGGUGUA
This is a messenger RNA of Gigantopelta aegis, 1330 nucleotides long. RefSeq names its product rho-related protein rac1B-like. The transcript has 4 exons. Gene Ontology annotation, biological process: small GTPase-mediated signal transduction. NCBI's taxonomy places the organism in Eukaryota, Metazoa, Mollusca, Gastropoda, Neomphalida, Peltospiridae. The record is from RefSeq and is a predicted model, not a curated record. The coding region runs from base 140 to 823 and encodes 227 amino acids. Gene Ontology annotation, molecular function: GTPase activity; GTP binding.